This is a messenger RNA of Paramecium octaurelia, 2122 nucleotides long. NCBI's taxonomy places the organism in Eukaryota, Ciliophora, Oligohymenophorea, Peniculida, Parameciidae. The record is from the annotation of a GenBank genome assembly.
AUGAGCUCAUAUUAUCUUUAUUAAGCACCUUUGCCAAAACAACUCAUAUCCUUUCCGAUUACUCUAUUUGAUGGUACAAACUCCAUGAAAAGAGAAUAUCACUCAAUCAUUUCAACAUAUAAUGAAGUCUUUAAUGAUUUUAGUUAAACAGAAAGAUAGCAAUAUUAAUGGACAAAAGGCUUAAGCUAAAUUGAUCCAUUUAUUGGAGCUGAUUUUGGAAAUCUUAACUAAUCUCUCAAUCAAAUAUUUCUAAAUUUAUUAUCAGUUCAAUGUCCUUAAUACAUGACAAUAAUAUUAAUAACAGAUGGGCGAGAACCAUUGGAUUCAGAAUCCCUAUAAUAAUCAAUUUAAGAAGUUAAAUCCAAAUAUUUUAUUUAAUUUAUCACUAUAGUGUUAAGCGAAGAGAGAACACCUAUUAAAAUAAUAGAAGUAUUGAAUAAAUUGUUUAAACCUGAAAAUAAUAAUUUUAAAUCUAAUUACAUUAUUCAAAGAUCAUUAAGGAAAAGUAUUUAGGAAAUUUAGAAAGAUUUUUGGGAAGCAUUUGCAAAUAUUAAAUAAUAGCUAGUAGUAUAUGAAUAACAAGAUUUUCUCAAUCAAAAAGUAGGAACUUUUAUUAAUCAAUCAGAAUUAACAGAUGAGGUUGCUCCAGGAAUUUUGUUUUUGGCUGAAAAAGGCUUAGAAAUAAGUACUUAAGGUGUUAAAAUUAAUAAUACAACUUAAGUUUGUCACAUUUUGUAAAUGCUAUAGAAAUCAUUCCUAAAUACACUCAAGAAAUCAACUGAACUAGCAGUUACAGAUUUGAAAAAUGAAUGUUCAGAAAUACUCAGAGUUACCAAUUAAUUAUUAAGUUAAACAGAUAACGAUGAUAGAUCAGAUGAAUUUUAAGCAAUCUCAUUAAUUUUAAAAAUAAUUACAUCAAUCAUUAACAACACUUGCAAUUGGUAAUCAAUAGAUCGUCGAUUAUUUGAUGAUUUACGUCUAGCAGUGUCAAAUGCUAAUGUCACUUAAUUACAGUAAUUAACUUUAAUCAAUUAAAGUGAAUUCUCUGUCUAAAAAAUUCAUAAUAUUAAUGAAUAAAUGAUGUCUAAACUUGAAUAUUUAUCCAAAAAUGCUACUUCUAAAUUAGAUUAUCUUAUAAAAUAGGACAACAUAAUUAUAGAUACUUUAAAGCUAUAUAUAUAAUUGUUUUCAACUGAAAUUCAAUAUCUAUAAGAUUAAAAGGCGCAUCUCAAAAAGUUUGUCAUGAUACUUCAGAAUUAAUUGACUGUUGUAUUUCAAUAAAAAGAAUUUGAAACUAUUUUCAAAUCAAGAGAAGUCAUCGAUAAGUCAGAAGACUAAUUUGAAUAGUUCUAACAAUUAUUUAAGCUUAACCACCUUGUUAAAAUGUUAAAGUAAAUUUCAAAGGAAAGCUAGAAUGAAUAAUUAAUAUAAUCUUUAAGUUAAUUAAUCAAAUUAGAACAAAAUUCAAAUACUUAACCAUUUAAGGAUGUUUUGAUGUUUUAUAAAGAUUUGAAAGAAUUGCCUGUUCUAAAAGAAUUAAAGCCAAAUGAUGAUUAAGAGGAUAAUGAAUCUAUUUUUGUAUUAUUGAUUAAUAUGAGUGAAGCUAUGAAAUUAGAUAUAGAAAUUUUAAAAUUAAGUUAUGAGGAAGCUUUUAGAUAAAUUUCAAGUUCUAAGAGAAUUGAAUUGGUUUACUUUAGUAAGAAGGAGAAUAAUCAGUAAAUGAUUUAGGAAUUUUAUUUUCUGAAUCAAGAAUAUAAAUAAGAAAAUGCAUUCACAUCGCUUAUUGAAUUAUUUUAAAUACAUUAAGAAAAAUAUUAGUUGAAAUAGAAAAAGAUAAAUAUAUGCAUUUUAAUUGAUGAUAGCUAGGAUUAUUGGAAAUUACAUUUAUAAAUAAAAAUGCUAGAACUCUCUUAAUAUUAUGUUAAAAUGAGCUAUAUAGCAUUUGGAUUACCAUUUAUUAUAUAUAUUGGUAAUGAAAUCAAAGUUGUAUUUGCUAUUCCUAAAAGUGUAGAAAAUCAAAAUUAGAAAAAGAUAAAAGUUGACAACUUUCAAUCAGCAAUAUUUGGAAAGGUAGCAAAUAAAUUUAAACAAAAUAAACUGUGAACAUUUUAUAUUAUUCGAC